Molecule: messenger RNA, 1415 nt
Organism: Stegodyphus dumicola
Lineage: Eukaryota; Metazoa; Arthropoda; Arachnida; Araneae; Eresidae
Gene: mRpL38
Product: mitochondrial ribosomal protein L38
Cellular component (GO): mitochondrial large ribosomal subunit
Source: RefSeq, a predicted model, not a curated record
GCUUUGAUGUAAACAGUAAAUAAAAAUGUCUGGUGUAGUUGUGAUAAGUAAAUCGGCGAAAUGUGUAGCUACAAGAAAACAUGUCAGAGAUAUAUUUUUUACUGCUUCUCGCUCUUAUUUCAAAAAUUCAAGAAUGUUAGGUUAUUAUUUUAAAAGACUUCCUGUUCCAGUGUACAAGAAACGACAAGAAAAUUACAGAGAAAAUGUUUUGCGGCCUCUUGAGGAAAUUCUAUCUUUGAAAGAAAGACUGGCCGAGCUAAAUGCUCCUGAUCCUGUUUUGGAUGCCAAAGUUGAUAUAGGUUUGCCUAAAGAUCAGUACAUAGCAAAAGUUACCCUGAAAGAUCGAUUAGAAUGGCGGAAAAGAAUCUCGGAAGAGAAUCGAAUGUCAACAAUUGAUGGGGAAAUCGUGAAACCUGAUCUAACUGAAAUUAUGGAAGAUUGGCAGAAACGUGAUGGCAUUACUCAGCUGCAGAAUAUAGCUGAUCAUUAUGGAAUAUUUUCACAUUUAUAUGAACAUGGUUAUUUUACUCCUUGUGUUCCCCUAAACAUUCAGUAUGAUUAUGAUGAAGAGAGUGCGAGUCCGGUGUACAUGGGCAAUAUAUUACAAGCUUCAGAAACUCAAAAGGUACCAAGUGUGUCAUUUUCAAGUAAUCCUGAUGAUUUAUGGACACUAGUUCUAACUAAUUUGGACGGCCAUUUGUUGGAUACCAAUGCAGAAUAUCUCCAUUGGUUUGUAGGCAACAUUAAAGGAAAUGAACUUCAAUCUGGUGAGGUGAUUUGUGACUACUUACAGCCAUUUCCUAUGAGAGGUACUGGUUAUCACAGAUUGGUGUUUGUAUUAUAUAAGCAAGAUAAAACAAUUGACUACUCUUCUUUAAAGAAAACAACACCUUGUUUAAGUCUCAAAGAACGAACGUUUAAGACAUUCAAUUUUUACAAGGACUAUCAAGAUGUUUUAACACCUGCAGGAUUAGCUUUUUUUCAGUGUACUUGGGAUGAAACACUUACUGAUUUUUUCCAUAAUGUUUUAAAUAUGAGAGAGCCUGUAUUUGAGUAUAUGGAGCCACCUCUUUAUAUAAAACCUCAAGAGCAUUAUCCGCACUUACAGCCAUUUAAUUUGUAUCUAGACCGCUACAGAGACCCCAAAGAAAUAAAAAAAGAGGUGCUUCUAAAGCGUCUGAAAAGUAUCCAUCCUUUCAAAGAAGAGACUGUGCCGAAAUACCCCUGUCUUCACAAGCCUGAUGAUUAUAAAUUCUCAUGGCAAAGACAGGAUAAAUUAAAAGAAAGACUUCGACUAGGAAAAUACAGAGAUCUCAGACCACAUUCUGUAUAUCCCCAAGAAGAUAAUCGAUUUCCUUAUUGGACAAAAGCUUAAUUUCUAAAAUUUAUAGUGUAAUAAAUUAAUUGUAAUUUUA